AUGGACAUGAAUACUACAGAGUCUUUUAUACCGAGGGGAUUAUUCAACGAAGUUAGGGUGAAUUAUGGCGAUGAUGUGUGUCAGAUGUGUAAACAAUUUUCAAACCUCAAGAUCAAACUGGCGUCAAUAAAGAACCGUACAGUAUUUUUCUUACAGUGCAGGAGACUGAAGGUUUACCCCUACCAUAUUAAAAAUAAUAUUAGACAAAUAUAUUCUCUCCAACUUGAGGAGCAUCCAUACACUAGACAGGUAGCCGUUAUCAUGGAGAAUUUUCAGAGAUCAGUACUGAAUCUAGAGAUUAAAAUUACACUAUGGAAGAGGAAGAACAUACAACAAUCUAUUGACUCUCUUGUUAACGUGUUAGAGGCGCUAUUGGACGAAUACACAUGGGGAGGCGUGAGACGGUUCGCAGCACAGAAAUUCGAGUUUUCUUUUCAAAAAAUAAAAGAAAUUAAUAGGCAAAAACUAACCAGACUACAAAACACACAAAACCAACCCAUUACAAUUCAAGAAUGUGAAAAGUUUCUCGUUAACUACACUAGAGUGGAGAUCCCUGAAAAAGCACGUAUUAUAUUAGGUAUGGGACCAAAACAUGGCAUAAUCCCAAAAAAUGUUCCAAUACCAGAACUAAUCAAGGAUGUUGAAAGCUUCAUACAAGCAUUAUCAUUGGGAGAAAAUGAAAGGAAUGUAAUCAGAUCGAGAUGCACGAGAGUAAUCCAGAACUUCAUGGACAGGCCGAGAGCUCCAGACCCCCUUGGAAUAUAUUACCAUAUUACAUCAAAAUUUGUCAGAGACAAACCUGAUAUUUUGGUUAGCAGAUCGGAUAAGGGUAACACAACUGUGGUUAUGUACAGGGAAGAGUACAUUCAAGAGGUGAGCAGACUACUGAGUGACGACACUACGUACAGAAUUUUAAACAAAGAUCCAACACGGAAGACCCAAGAAAACAUCAAUAAAUUUUUGAAAACGCUCAGAGAUGAACAGAUGAUAACAGGAUCACAAUACAAGGAACUAAUCAGACACAACAGUACUCCUCCAAAAUUAUACUGUUUAAGGAAAACUCACAAACAAGUUCUCAGUUUCAGACCUAUCGUAAGUUGUAUAAGUGGACCUGGUUAUAAUAUCGGCUCAUUUCUACACACAAUUUUAAGCAACGUCCUCUCCUCUUCGAAAUUUAAAGUAAAGGACUCGUUCUCGUUUGUUGAGGAACUCAAAAACAUCCAUGUUCCUGAAAAUUACAAAAUGAUGUCUCUUGAUGUUGUGUCCUUAUUCACAAACAUCCCAAAAUCGUUGGUUUUUCAGAUCAUUACCAAAAGAUGGCGUUAUAUAAGUUGCUUCACCGUGUUGGAUGAAAACAGCUUCAUUAAACUGGUUGAUAUUGUGUUCGACAGUAGCUAUUUUACAUUCAACAACAAUUUUUAUAAACAGUUGGAUGGAACGGCGAUGGGAUCCCCUGCAAGUCCUGAUCUUGCUGAGCUGGUUAUGUUGGAGUUAUUUGAGUUUGUUGCCGGUAAGUUGAAUUUUGACAUCCCCAUUAUGAAGAUAUGUGUUGACGAUACAUUCCUACUCAUACCUGAAGACCAUAUUGAGUCAACACUUGAUCUGUUCAACUCAUUUCACGAGAAACUCCAAUUCACUGUUGAGAUAGAAAAUAAUAAGAGCCUACCUUUUCUUGAUGUUAUGGUGAUAAGAGAAAACGACAAAAUGAUCACCGAUUGGUAUGCAAAACCAUCUAAUUCUGGCAGAUGCCUUAAUUUUCUUUCUAAUCACAGUUUCCAACAAAAGAAAAAUGUAGCUACCAAUUUAAUUCACAGAGCUCUAGCACUAAGUCACAAAACGUUUGAGAAGAAGAACAUUAUAAAAAUAACCAAUAUACUUUUGAACAGCAACUACCCCCCCUACUAUAUCAGAAAAGCGAUAAAUAACUACAAGCUUGAACAGGAUCGUGUUUCUCUUACCAGAAAUAGUAGGAAUGUCAACAGAAUGACUAACACAACAAACAUUAGCCCAGAACCUGAGGUGACUACCAAGCUGAAGUACUUCAAGCUCGCGUUUUUCCCUGGAUUAUCUUACAGACUGCACAACAUAUUCAAAGGGUUUGGUUGCACAACAUCGUUCUAUAAUAUCCUUGAUAACAAUAAAAAAAUUUUCACCAACACAAAAGACAAAACCCCUAUUACUAUGCAGUCUAGUCUGGUAUAUAAAAUUCCCUGCCAGGAUUGUGACAAAGUGUACGUGAGCCAAACAAAACAAUAUCUGAAAGAUAGAAUUCGACAAGAUGAAAAUGAUAGCAAACAUUUAGAAGCUGAAAACAAACCUGCACUCACACAGCAUACACACAGAGAGGGACAUAGAUUUAAUUUUGAAAAUGUGAGUAUUCUAGAUAAAGAACAACAUUAUUUCAGACGUCUUCUAAGUGAGAUGAUAUACAUUAGAAGAAACAAUACAGUAAACUACAGAGAAGAUACGAAUAACUUAAGUACAGUUUAUGAUUUUGUGAUAUCAAGAAUAACAAUGCCUAAUGGAUAG
Coccinella septempunctata (seven-spotted ladybird) is the source of this 2529-nucleotide messenger RNA. RefSeq lists its product as uncharacterized. Lineage: Eukaryota; Metazoa; Arthropoda; Insecta; Coleoptera; Coccinellidae. The transcript has a single exon. Bases 1 to 2529 code for a protein of 842 amino acids. The record is from RefSeq and is a predicted model, not a curated record.